AUGCCAAACUUGGGCUUUCACUUCCUGGAUGGGUUCACAGGGCCGGGAAUCUUAUACCUGUUUCUCUUUGGUGUCUUCGCUGUGGCCAGUCUCUGCAUCGCAACACUGCUCUUCCCCACAUCCUUAACCGCUACUUCUAGAGUGAUCUCUUGGGUCUUCAACAUCUAUUUGCAGUUAAAGAAUCCGAUUCAGCAUACUGAGACCGGUCGGACCAUUCCAGGGCCAUCUUACGUGUGGCCAAAUGGACAAGGCGACGUAGAGAAGGUAUUGACAAGACCCGACCAACUUCAUGGCAUCUUUAAAGAUUCAGACAAACAUACGAAAGCCACGAACAGUGAUUCUGGCUACUUCAUGAGCCGUAUCCUAGGGCAGUGCUUGGGGCUCAUGGCAGGUCAGCGCUGGAAGCUCUUGAAGGGGAUCGCCGCACCCCCCUUCAUGCACCCAACAGCUGUCAGAUCCAUUGGUCGAAUUCAAGAGCAUGUUCAAGCUCAUUUCCAUGAUCUCGAGAUAAAUGGAAAUCUCAGCGAAGGCCGGGUACACCCGGUUCAAGACCUGAAGAUGCUUCCGUUUUUUAUCGUGGCGGAGGCAAACUAUGGCUCCCUUACGCCAGGCAUGAAAUCCGAACUCGAUGCCCUCGCACCAGCCCGGGAAAAUCUCAUGAAAUUCGUUCUUUUCGGUGGCCUCGCCCGGUUUAAUUUCUCUCGCUUCUUCCCCACAAAAGCCAACCGUCAGUUGCAACAAUUUCGCUCUCAGUGGCGGGCGUUCAAUCGCGCCGCAUACGAGCGUGCCCGGGAGAAACACCCGUCGGCGAUGGUCGUUCAAAUGUACGACGCCGUCCAUAAGGGUAUGCUCACGGAGGAACAGGUAGCACAAACGAUGGACGAGACUCUGUACGCCAACCUCGACGUGACAACCGGCGGUCUUUCCUGGAAUCUAGUCUUCUUGGCUGCCAACCCGGCCUGCCAAGCACGGCUGCACGAAGAAAUAUCCACCCUGACAGCUGCCGAGGAAGAAGGUUAUAUCUCUCGUAAUGGAACAUUUCUUGCAGCAUGUGUGUUAGAGUCCUCCCGGCUCCGUCCAGCUCUGCCGUUUACCAUCCCACAAUCUGCCCCGACGGAGCGAGUGGUCGAUGGCUAUCGCAUCCCUGCUGGAACCAAUUAUGUAGUCGAUACAUGGGGAUUGAACGUGCGAAAUGAUUUCUGGGCACCCGAUAAUGACACAUAUCGACCGGAGAGGUUCCUAACCAGCUCUAACACAGAUCUACGGUACCACUUCUGGCGGUUUGGAUUUGGCCCUCGCCAAUGUAUUGGACGCUACACUGCGGACGUGGUCAUACGGGCCAUCCUCCUGUAUUUGGUGAAGCAUUAUGAGUUGCAGUUGCUGGAGGAAGGGAAUUGGGCGCAGGACCCUGAAUGUUGGGUUACGCAUCCAGAUUUACAGGGCUCUGACAAUCCGAAUGCCCGAGUUACGUCCGCGUCCUUACUGCCCGAACCAGCGCAGUCUCCCAAUCGCCCACAGGAGCUUCUUGUUCCGGAUGGUGCCUCCACUCGCUACAUCAAUGAGACAUUCCUGUCACAAAUCCUGGACAAGGAAAAGGCGCUGUACAAGGUUAUAGGUACCCCACAUGAUACAGAUGAAAUCACCACAGGUUUGCGACCGGAAGGCCUUCUGGCAAGUUCCAGACACCCUGCGAAUUCGAGUAACGAGUUGGACCUUUCGCGCUGGCAGUCCGCACAGCUAUGGCAGAUAUAUCGCAACAAUGUGGACCCCGUAGUCAAGAUCCUUCAUCUACCAACAGUGGAGCCGCUGGUAUAUUCGACCAUGAAUGGCGAAGGAUCGGACGACUGUAGGGCUCUGCUGUUUGCCAUUUACUUUGCUGCCGUGACCAGCCUGUCGGAGGUUGACGCGGCGAAUCUCCUUGGUCGCGAUAGGCGAUCCUGCUUACUGGAUUUCCAAGCCCGCAUUGAAAAGGUUCUGAUUGAUGCGGCCUGUCUGGAUACGCCAUCCAUGUUGUCCUUGCAGGCCCUGGCCAUCUACAUCACUUGUCUCCGUGCACACCGGACAAGUCGAUCUGGGUGGAUCAUCAAUGGGGUCCUCAUCCGUGCUGCCCAGUCCAUAGGUCUCCACCGUGACGGGACACAUUUCAACCUCUCGCCUUUUGACGCCGAAGUCCGCCGGCGCCUCUGGUGGCAGAUUCUAGUGCUGGACUAUCGGGCUGCCGAGGAUCACGGUCUCGCGGUACAUGGCUUUGGCGGCCGAUCGGAUACUCAUCUUCCCCUGCACGUCAACGACAGUGAUCUAUCGCCCGAGCUUCGAAUCCUACCGGGGCCACGCGGGAGAUGGACUGAAAUGAGCCUCUUCCUCCUCACAUCGGAAAUUGCUAUCGCAUUCCAAAAGGUAUACCACAGUACUGUGGGCCACACAGACAGUGUCCAGCGUCUCCAAACUGUGCAGGAACUGACAAGCUACCUCCAAACUACAUAUCUGUGCCAUUGCGAUACGAACAUUCCUAUCCAGAAGGCUGCCUGGCUGUCCACGCGCUCUCUCCUUUCUAAGUUUGAGUUUUUCGUUUACCAACUGGGCCUUAAUAAUGAACAAUCGCAGGAGGAAGUUUCCUCUACAGCAGAGCAAACACUGAUAUCAGCAUGUUCCUGCUUGGAGCAAAGUAUGGAGCUCCAGACAGACGACCUUCUACGUGGGUACCGCUGGUUAUUCGCGAGCUACAAUCAGUUCCACUGCUUGAUGUAUGUUCUAUGGCACUUGUGCGCGCAGCCCACUGGGCCUCACGUUGUCCGUGUAUGGAAUGUUGUCGAUCUCGUCUUCAAUAUAACUGAGAGUGACCCAACCCGACCUAAUCCAGGACCGACGUGGAAGGUGCUACAGCACUUACGGGAAAAGGCAGGACAACGGAGAGGGAGCGCCACGGUGCCUUCGCCGACACAGGCUCAUGGCCCGUCUGACGAACGUGUCCUGGAGUCACGGACGGCUGAACAGCAUUCGCGGCAGAGCUUGGACGGUGCAGCAGAUGGAUUCGGGGAUCUCUUGGCUCCUCCUCUAGACCCAAGUUCGUUGACAGAGUGGAUUAAUCUUUCGGAGAAUUUGGGCAUGUAUCGCUUUGAGCCAUAG
Molecule: messenger RNA, 3126 nt
Organism: Aspergillus caelatus
Lineage: Eukaryota; Fungi; Ascomycota; Eurotiomycetes; Eurotiales; Aspergillaceae
Product: cytochrome P450
Exons: 5
Coding region: 1-3126 (1041 amino acids)
Biological process (GO): DNA-templated transcription
Molecular function (GO): zinc ion binding; heme binding; DNA binding
Source: RefSeq, a predicted model, not a curated record